Messenger RNA from Rubroshorea leprosula, 929 nucleotides. NCBI's taxonomy places the organism in Eukaryota, Viridiplantae, Streptophyta, Magnoliopsida, Malvales, Dipterocarpaceae. The record is from the annotation of a GenBank genome assembly.
GUCUCACCCACAGUUUUUAGAUCCAUUUUUUCUGCAUCCAAAAAGAGGUGUUGCUAUGCCACCACAAGCUGAACAUGCAGAUGACAAUCGACUCUACUAUGAGGGUGAAAAGGAUCCAAUUACUUUUCUCCCAGUGUCACCUUUGGCAGAACAGUCCUAUGGGAAUCCAAUAUUCAAGGAGAAAGAAGCAGAUCAUGGAGGUGCCUUUGCUGAAUCAAAUAAUGUAGUGGAUUCUCAUAAGCAAAUCCAAAAUCCACCGGCUCCAGUGCUUGGGGGGCAAGUCAAUCAGCCACAUCUGCCUCCACAAAACCAACCGGCAGUUGGUGGGCCAGUACAGCUAGAACCAAUAAAGGUUGCACCAUGUGUGACGGAUUUGGGAAAUCAACAACAUCUGCAAGAAAAUAUCGACAGAGGAAUUUUGCAGUUUCCAAAAAAGGCUAAGCAAACCAUGGGAGUUGAUGCAAACCCAUUCCCUGACUUGUCUGUUGGAGUGAACGUGGCAGAUCUCGGAAGCCUUAACAAGGACAAAAAUCGGUCAUACUCCAAGCGCAAACUUACAGCUAAUGACUUGAGAUGGGUCAUUAAGGAAGCCAAAACUCGCAAAGAUCAAGCCAGAUCAGAUCCUCCACGAGGAAGAACGCACGAGGGGCAUGAUCCAAAGCAGCAGAAAACUGGUCCAAGUCAGAGUGCUAUGAAAUUUGGCUAUGAAGGGUGAUCUAGAAUGGUGAAACCACCGCUCAAAUCUCUUAUCCAGAAAUGGGAGCAAGUAAGUCAUCCAAAGUUCCCUAAGGCUUAGAAUCCAAGAACUUUGAGGCGACGCUUACAAUGUAAGGGAGCAGAAGAAUGACGCUAACAACAGAUGGAAAAGUCGGGGGGCAUGGUAGAUCUAGCUCAGCGGCUCCCAGUCAAAAUGAAAUCUAUUUGGGUUC